CGGAGGUAACUAUCCGCUCCUGAGACACUCUUUGGUUGUUUACCUGUUAGCCACCAAACACAUAUAUCAAAGUUUUAAAAGUUUAAAACAUAAAAAACGCGGCUUGACGUCUGUUGUUAUAAACCCACGGUUUGCUUUAAAGUUCAACGCAAACGACAGCGUCGAGCUGACGGACACACGGCGGUUGUUUGGGUGUUUUUUAGCAGAAGUAAAGAAGCUAACGGGAGGCUAGCUCCGUCGGCGAGUUCACCCGGGUGCAGUGAGCGGCUGCACAGAUCGGAGGUCACCUGGACAGGUAACGAGCUGCUAAUCUGAGCAUUAACAGCAUUGACACCGCGGUUAAUAAGAUGCGGACUCUCAAUGAACUGUGACGGUCCUCUGGGACGAUGGCGAACCCCCUGAGGUCUGAAGUGGUUCGACUCUAUAAGAAUCUCCUCUACCUCGGACGGGAGUAUCCCAAAGGUGCCGACUACUUCAGGGACCGUCUGAGAGCGGCGUUCACAAAGAACAAGUCUGUUCAGGACCCGGAGCAGAUCAAGGCCUUGAUCGCUAGAGGGGAGUUUGUGGCCCGAGAGCUGGAGGCGCUUUACUACCUGAGGAAAUACAGAGCCAUGAAGAAGCGCUACUACGAGGACUGAGUGGAAAUGACCAAACACGAGACGAAGAGAGAAAUAAAACCUGGUUAUUUAUUGCAAAUGUAUCUCAGCGACACUGAGCAGCAGACCGCCACCGCCGUCCUCCCAAAACACCACAGCAGCUACACAUUUUUAUCGUUUUAUUCCUGAAGUCAGAUGGUCACCGAGGACAGCAUUUAAAUAAAAGCAUUAAAAACAAGAAAUAAAAACAAAGAUGACGUUUCAUUCGUCAAACAGUAAAAUUCAAGUAACUCAGGAAGACACAGAUCGUUUGUUCGGUAUAAAACGCUGGAUCAGAGGUUUUGGGGUUCCAGAGAUUCUCCGUCCGCCAGGUUAGCUCUGCAGAUCGGACAGGUGGUGUUGUCCUGGAGGAGGAGACAGGUCGCGCCAAUAUAAACAGUCAGAAAAAUGUUUCUCAGUGUCAGAUUGAACCCACUCUGUCCUGAAGUUGGAGCUGGUUAGCUUAGCAUUAAGACAGCUACACCUCUGUGUCUGCAAGUCUGAACAGCUUUAAAGCAAAACAUUCAUCAUUUGAUGAAUUCAUGUUCCAUAAAAACCUUGAAACACAUUUUUAACUCUUCCAUUUAUUUUGCUUAUCAGGGUCCAAGUCACAUUAAGAAGUGCACUGAGCUGCUUUUCCAUCAUAUUCUCACACUUUAAACAGGUAUUAAACUGCAUUCUGUGUGGAAAUAAAAAGCAAAUAAGAUACAUGUGGAUCCUUUGAUCGGAGCGUCAA
Acanthochromis polyacanthus (spiny chromis) is the source of this 1371-nucleotide messenger RNA. RefSeq names its product LYR motif containing 5b (gene lyrm5b). The record is from RefSeq and is a predicted model, not a curated record. Gene Ontology annotation, biological process: respiratory electron transport chain. The transcript is spliced from 3 exons. The coding region runs from base 387 to 638 and encodes 83 amino acids. NCBI's taxonomy places the organism in Eukaryota, Metazoa, Chordata, Actinopteri, Pomacentridae. Gene Ontology annotation, cellular component: mitochondrion.